GGCGCGCUCGCGCACGCGCAGCCGGGACUGGGGCGUGGCCGGCACUGCGGUGAAAGCCGAGGCAGCGGGCUGCGAGUGGGGGGCGGGCGGACAUCUUGGGAUCAGGAGAGCGGCCGGGCCGGCCGGGCCGGGGGCCGCAGACACCAGGUCCGUUCUCAGAGCGAUGGGCUGCGGAGACUGAGCUGCCGCCAUGAUUGGAGGCUUAUUCAUCUACAAUCACAAGGGGGAGGUGCUCAUCUCCCGAGUCUACCGGGAUGACAUCGGGAGGAACGCUGUGGAUGCCUUCCGGGUCAAUGUCAUCCACGCCCGGCAGCAGGUGCGCAGCCCUGUCACCAACAUCGCUCGCACUAGUUUCUUUCAUGUCAAGCGGUCCAACAUCUGGCUGGCUGCUGUCACCAAGCAGAAUGUCAACGCCGCGAUGGUCUUUGAGUUCCUCUACAAGAUGUGUGACGUGAUGGCUGCUUACUUCGGCAAGAUCAGCGAGGAGAACAUCAAGAACAACUUUGUCCUCAUCUACGAACUGCUGGACGAGAUUCUGGAUUUUGGUUACCCACAGAACUCGGAGACGGGCGCCCUGAAAACUUUCAUCACCCAGCAGGGCAUCAAGAGCCAGACGAAGGAAGAGCAGUCCCAGAUCACCAGCCAGGUGACUGGGCAGAUCGGCUGGCGGCGGGAAGGCAUCAAGUAUCGGCGGAAUGAGCUCUUUCUGGAUGUGCUGGAGAGCGUGAACCUCCUCAUGUCUCCACAGGGGCAGGUGCUGAGCGCCCACGUGUCUGGCCGUGUGGUGAUGAAGAGCUACCUGAGCGGCAUGCCUGAGUGCAAGUUUGGGAUGAAUGACAAGAUCGUCAUCGAGAAGCAGGGCAAAGGCACCGCCGACGAAACAAGCAAGAGUGGGAAGCAGUCUAUCGCCAUCGACGACUGCACCUUCCACCAGUGCGUGCGGCUCAGCAAGUUCGACUCGGAGCGCAGCAUCAGCUUCAUCCCACCAGAUGGCGAGUUUGAGCUCAUGAGGUACCGCACCACCAAGGACAUCAUCCUGCCUUUCCGCGUGAUCCCGCUGGUGCGUGAGGUGGGCCGGACCAAGCUGGAGGUCAAGGUGGUCAUCAAGUCCAACUUUAAGCCCUCACUGCUGGCUCAGAAGAUCGAGGUGAGGAUCCCCACCCCACUCAACACUAGCGGGGUACAGGUGAUCUGCAUGAAGGGGAAGGCCAAGUACAAGGCCAGUGAGAACGCCAUCGUGUGGAAGAUCAAGCGCAUGGCUGGCAUGAAGGAAUCACAGAUCAGCGCGGAGAUUGAGCUGCUGCCCACCAACGACAAGAAGAAAUGGGCUCGGCCCCCCAUUUCCAUGAACUUUGAGGUGCCAUUCGCGCCCUCUGGCCUCAAGGUGCGCUACUUGAAGGUGUUUGAGCCGAAGCUGAACUACAGCGACCAUGACGUCAUCAAAUGGGUCCGCUACAUCGGCCGCAGCGGCAUUUACGAGACCCGCUGCUAGCCGCCCAGUGGGCAGCCAGCCUCCCUCUGCCCGCCCUCCUCCACAGGCCCAGGUGCCCCUGGCUACCGCCGCACACCAGUCUCAUCUCCCUCCUGCUUUGCUCCUCCCUUCUGCACCAGCCCCCGAGUUUAGGCCUGGACCAACCACACUGCGAGCGGGACUAGUGGCGCCAUCCCCAGGCCCCCUCUGGGAAGGGUGGUUUCUGGGGCUCCCACUCCUCCAUUGUCUGUCUGACCUGGCUCCCACCAGGCUCUUGAGUUCUGUGACCAAAAAGAUGGGCCCCCUCCACUCCCCUCCCCUCUAGCCACAUCUCUCAGGAGUGGGAGGGUCAGCUGCCCUUCACCUCAGAGCUCCCCCCAAAGGCCAGUAACAGAUCCCCCAGCCCUCGGUCCCUACUCUGCUUUGGGAUAGUGUGAGCUUCAUUUUGUACACGUGUGACUUUGUCCAGUUAUGAACCCAAUAAACUCUGUAGACUGGA
Messenger RNA from Erinaceus europaeus (western European hedgehog), 1970 nucleotides. RefSeq names its product adaptor related protein complex 2 subunit mu 1 (gene AP2M1). The record is from RefSeq and is a predicted model, not a curated record. NCBI's taxonomy places the organism in Eukaryota, Metazoa, Chordata, Mammalia, Eulipotyphla, Erinaceidae. Gene Ontology annotation, cellular component: AP-2 adaptor complex; cytoplasmic vesicle. Gene Ontology annotation, biological process: intracellular protein transport; clathrin-dependent endocytosis. The transcript has 11 exons. Gene Ontology annotation, molecular function: clathrin-cargo adaptor activity. Bases 191 to 1492 code for a protein of 433 amino acids.